This is a messenger RNA of Gavialis gangeticus (Gharial), 1751 nucleotides long. RefSeq names its product cytochrome P450 4B1-like. Gene Ontology annotation, molecular function: iron ion binding; oxidoreductase activity, acting on paired donors, with incorporation or reduction of molecular oxygen; heme binding. NCBI's taxonomy places the organism in Eukaryota, Metazoa, Chordata, Crocodylia, Gavialidae. The transcript is spliced from 12 exons. Bases 69 to 1622 code for a protein of 517 amino acids. The record is from RefSeq and is a predicted model, not a curated record.
GCAUUGGCUGAAGCUGCCUCACAAAGCAAGAGGCAAGAGGCUUGGCAGCGUGUGCAAGCUGGAAGAACAUGAUCUCUGCGCUGGAAAGCGUGUUAAAGACCACCUUGUCCUGGCUGCAUGUGGACGUUUACCGGGUUUUUCACCUGGCCACUGUGUUCUGCCUGACAUGCUUGUUGCUAAAAGCUGGCCAGCUGUAUUAUCGGAGGCAGGAGUUGCUCAGAGUUUUUGCCAGUUUCCCAGGCCAUGCGACCCACUGGCUGUACGGCCAUACCCACCUGUUUAAAAAAGAAGAGCAGACAUUGGACACGGUGGAGGCCUGGAACCUAAAGUACCCUGAUGCUUUCCCUCUGUGGUUUGGAAGCUUCGUAGCAUACUUGAGCGUCAGCCAUCCUGAAUAUGCUAAGAUUUUAUUGACAAGAGCAGAUCCCAAGGAUAAUAUGAGUUAUAAGCACUUAAUUCCAUGGAUCGGGAAAGGAUUACUGGUCUUACAUGGUCCAAAGUGGUACCAGCAUCGUAAACUUCUGACACCAGGGUUUCAUUACGAUCUGUUGAAACCUUAUGUGCUGUUGGUUGCAGACUCUACUAAAGUGAUGCUGGAUAAAUGGGAACAACUGAUCACAGAGGACAAGUCAAUGGAGCUCUUUGAAGACAUCAGUUUGAUGACUCUAGACAGCAUCAUGAAAUGUGCCUUCAGUUACCAGAGCAACUGUCAGAUGGACAGGCACAAUUCCUACACCCGAGCUGUCUACGAACUCACCUAUUUGGUGCAUCACAGACUCCAAAUCAUCCCGUAUCACAGCGAUUUCAUCUAUUGGCUCAGUCCUCAAGGCUACCAGUUCAGGAAGGCCUGCCAGAUUGCACACCUCCACACAGAAAAGGUGAUCCGGGAGCGGAGGGAAUCACUCAAGGAUGAGCAAGAAGUUGAAAAAAUCCAGACGAGGCAUCACUUGGACUUUCUGGACAUUCUUCUCCAGGCCAAAGAUGAAAAUGGAGCUGGAUUAUCUGAUGAGGACAUACGAGCCGAGGUGGACACGUUCAUGUUUGAGGGUCAUGAUACCACAGCCAGCGGGAUCUCCUGGCUCUUUUACUGCCUGGCCCUGCACCCUGAGCACCAGCAGAGGUGUAGGGAAGAGGUCCAGGCAGUUCUGGGAGACCGGGAUACAGUUGAGUGGGACGACCUCAGUAAGUUGAUUUACUGCACCAUGUGCAUUAAGGAGAGCCUGCGUCUUUACCCUCCGGUCCCCGGGGUAGCCCGGCAGCUCAGCAAACCCAUCACAUUUUACGACGGACGGACUUUACCCGAAGGCUUUUUGGUAGCCAUAAGCAUCUAUCUCAUUCACAGAAAUCCCAGCGUAUGGAAAGAUCCACUGGUGUUUGAUCCGUCAAGGUUUUCUUCAGAGGAAAUCUCCAGUAGACAUCCUUAUGCCUUCCUGCCUUUUGCUGCUGGAUCAAGGAACUGCAUUGGGCAGCAGUUUGCCAUGAAUGAGCUGAAAGUAGCACUGGCCCUGACCCUGCAGCGCUAUGAAUUCUCACCAGAUCCAGAAAAUCCUCCCAUUAAAGUACCUCGGAUCACCCUUCGUUCCAAGAAUGGGAUUCACCUAUACUUGAAGAAAGUCCUGUGAUGCUGAAACAGCACUGAUUUCAAUGAAGGAAGGGAUUGAACCAAAGGGAUAAUGUGUUAUCAGUUUAUCAGACUAAGAGGGAGCGUCUACAUGUGCAUUUAAACGUGAUUAAAUUUAAUGUACAUUAAG